UUGUUCCCUGGGACACUCUGAUGUCCGAAGGCGACAGGAGCCGGGUCCCGAUAGUGGGCAGAGCUCAGAUCAAAGGCGACAGCAGCAGGACGCCCUCGCGAGGGAGAAAAGUUGCACGGACUCCGCAGGGGCCAACUCUUGUGUCCCGGCUCUGGGCAACGCUUAGCGCUCCAAGGCCGCGGCUGUCAGUCAGCACUCUCGGCCCCGCCCCUCCCAGAGCUGGGCCAAUCGCAGCCGGGGGUCGGGGGUGAGGCGACGCAGCGGAGUCAGGAAGCCAGGGCCGGGCGGCCUGGUGCUGCGGCUAUUGAGCAGGUUGUCAAGGUCCCGGGCAGCUGGAGAGCGCACGGCGGGAGGCCAGACCUGGAUGGAGCAGAAAGAAUGGUAUAAAAAUGAAAAACCUCAACAUGUGCUUCAAAUGUGACAAGAAAAGAAUAAGGGCUAUCAUGAUUGAGUUCAGACUUUACACUGAAGGUUGAUACAGAGGCCCUGUUUGAGUUUCCUGAGCAAUACAGCAAAUUCCUGUUGGCUAUCUCAUUUACAUAUGGUAAUCCAUCUGUAAAGACAUGGAGUUUUGAGCAAUGAAAGGAGCCAUGGGUCGGCCAUGGGUGAUCAAGACACAGCCAGACAAUGUGGAUCAACUUCUUCAAACUACGGCUGUUCUGCUGUCUGCUUGCAGUGUUGAUGGUGGUGGUGCUGGUCGUCAAUGUUACUCAGGUAGAGUACUUGGACCGUGAGACUGCUUCAGCCACAUUCAUAGACAGUGGUGGACAGUUUGUUUCCUCCCAGGUGAUAAGGAUCAGCCGGAAUCCUUACUGCGGCUAUGAGCGCCAGAUUCUGUCCAGCCGGGAGCGCCUGGAGGAGGACUCCUUGUUGGCUGCCCUACAGUGGCAGGAGCCUGACGUGGGCCCCGUCCCCUUUUUGAAGAGCACCGACCCUUCUUCCAGCUAUUUUGUCAUCUUGAACUCUGCAGCCUUCUUCAGGGUGGGAAGCCAGCUAGAGGUGCUGGUUCAUGUGCAGGAUUUUCAAAGAAAGCCCAAGAAAUAUGGUGGAGACUACCUGCAGGCCAGAAUCCACUCCCCUAAGCUACAGGCGGGGGCCGUGGGCAGAGUGGUGGACUACCAGAACGGAUUCUACAAGGUCUUUUUUACUCUGCUCUGGCCAGGUCAAGUUAAAGUGUCCAUAUCUCUGGUCCACCCCAGUGAAGGGAUCCGAGUUCUUCAGUACCUGCAGGAAAAGAAACCAGAUAGGGUCUAUUUCAAGAGCCUCUUUCGGUCAGGGAGGAUUUCUGAAACUACAGAGUGUAACGUGUGUCUUCCAGGGAGUCUUCCCCUGUGCAACUUCACAGACCUAUACACUGGAGAACCCUGGUUCUGCUUCAAACCAAAGAAGCUCCCUUGCAGUAGCAGAAUUAACCAUUUCAAAGGCGGAUACCUGAAGGGCCUCCUAACUGCUACAGAGAAUGCUUUCUUCCAGAGUGGUGUCAAUAUCAAAAUGCCAAUCAACUCCAGUGGACCUGAUUGGGUGACUGUGAUUCCCAGGAAUAUAAAAGAAACCAACAGCCUAGAACUAUCUCAAGGCUUAGGAACUUUUCCUUCUGGUUAUUAUUACAAAGAUCAGUGGAGGCCCAGGAGAUUUAAGAUGCGCCAGUUUAAUGACCCUGACAACAUUACAGAAUGCUUACAGAGAAAAGUGGUGUACUUCUUUGGUGACUCGACAAUCAGGCAAUGGUUUGAAUACCUCACUACGUUUGUUCCAGAUUUAGUGGAGUUUAACUUGGGGAGCCCCAAGAAUGUGGGUCCAUUCCUGGCAGUGGACCAGAAGCACAACAUCCUGCUCAAAUACCGCUGCCAUGGUCCACCCAUCCGCUUCACGACCGUCUUUAGCAGUGACCUCCGUUAUGUGGCUAAUGAGCUGAAUGGCAUCGUGGGAGGGAAGAACACAGUGGUUGCCAUAGCUGUGUGGUCUCAUUUCAGCACCUUCCCCUUGGAAGUGUAUAUUCGGCGGCUCAGGAACAUCCGUCGGGCUGUGGUCCAGCUCCUGGACCGAAGCCCUAAGACUGUGGUAGUCAUCCGGACAGCUAAUGUCCAAGAGCUGGGACCUGAGAUUAGCCUUUUCAACAGCGACUGGUAUAACUUUCAGCUGGACACCAUCCUUCGGAAGAUGUUCUCAGGGGUUGGAGUGUAUCUUGUUGAUGCCUGGGAGAUGACCCUGGCCCAUUAUCUACCCCACAAGUUACAUCCAGAUGAAGUUAUUGUGAAGAACCAAGUGGACAUGUUCUUGUCCUUUGUGUGCCCCUUGGAGACCUAGCCUGCCAGAGGGAACUGGAGGAAUCACUUUCAGUGACCUUCUCUUUCACCUGCACUACAAAAAGAUAAACUUUUUUACAUAGGUGCCCUAUGGAGAGAUGGCUUCUAUAUGUAUUUAAAAUUUAGAAAGGAGCUGGACUUUAUAUAAUCAUUGUAAGGAGCUUGGAAAAUGCAGAUUACUUAUAUCUACCUAUAGGAUUUUUUUCCUAUCUUGACUUAGCCACGGGUGAACCAUUAUUAACAGCAUAUACACAUUAUACUGCCCUUGUAACCAAAGAUACUAAUGAGUGUGUCUGAACUAGCUUCUCUUGGCAGGGGAUAUUACUGUGCUAUAAAGUGUGAAAAAUGUUCUGACCUAAGUGGAAGGGGCAAGUUUGGUUGGCAGUGGAGUGUUUGUAGUUUAUCUGGUAAAGGAGCAUAUUUGCAUGAAUAGCAUAAUUGGUCCAUCUUCAGUGGAGGUGAAUUAACCCAAGGCUUGCAGUCAGUGGCUCCUGUAACACACUGAAGACAGCUGUGUCUCAAGAGUUUCUUUUGAUGAUCCAGUUUUUUUCUGAAUUACUUGAAAAGGCCAGUAUCCUUGGUCAGAACUUUCUAAUGAGAAUAUUUACAGUGUCCUACUUUAAUCUGGAAAAGAAGCAAAAGGGAAAGAUGAAAGCAGUAUAUAUAUAAUUGAUAUUUGUAUUGGGUGAUUGUUACUUGAUUCAGCUAAGGAUGAACACUUAUUAUAAAAUAGCCACUUUUGGAACUGAAAGGGAAAAUAUAUAAAGGCAGCUUUAUUUUUGUGUUCUGAAGUUCAAGGGUUUUAAGAAUUGACUUUUAUGUAAAGAUUGCUAUUGUUUGUUAUAAAGUUGUGCAAAUUAUUUCCAGCAAUACUGAGUGUUUCUUUUUUGGUUGUUAUUUUGAAUUGCAUACCCAAAUUAGAAAUUAAAAUCUAAUUAAAAAUUAAAUAUGUAUUGAAA
Bubalus bubalis (water buffalo) is the source of this 3265-nucleotide messenger RNA. RefSeq names its product neurexophilin and PC-esterase domain family member 3 (gene NXPE3). Lineage: Eukaryota; Metazoa; Chordata; Mammalia; Artiodactyla; Bovidae. Bases 628 to 2307 code for a protein of 559 amino acids. The transcript has 8 exons. The record is from RefSeq and is a predicted model, not a curated record.